CUGCAGCCUGCUUCUUGACAUCCAUCACACACUCUCACCGAACCAGAGGCUGUCACGAUGCCAAGGAACCAGAAUGGAACCUGGGAGAUGGAGAGUAAUGACAACUUUGAUGGCUACAUGAAGGCCCUAAAUAUUGAUUUUCCCACCCGCACGAUUGCAGUGCGUCUGACUCAGACAAAGAUUAUCCAUCAAGACGGUGAUAACUUCAAAACAAAAACCACCAGCACGUUUCGCAACUAUGAUGUGGAUUUCACUGUUGGAGUGGAGUUUAAUGAGUACACGAAGGGCCUGGAUAAUCGGGAUGUUAAGACACUGGUCAUCUGGGAAGGAGAUGUCCUUGUGUGCGUGCAAAAGGGGGAGAAGGAGAACCGUGGCUGGAGGCAAUGGGUAGAGGGGGACAAGCUAUACCUGGAGCUGACCUGUGGUGACCAGGUGUGCCGUCAAGUGUUCAAAAGGAAGUGAUGACCAUGAUGAUGCUGUCCAGCAAGUGCUCCCCCACUUCCCAGGCAGAGUCCUCUGCUGACUUCGGGACACAGCUGUGGGGGCGCUCCCACUCCUGACAGAGCCCCACGAAGGCAUCUGGAUGGAUUUGAAACAGACUGUGUGUGUAACAACGAUAGACAUCUCCUCCUUUGAAACUUAACAUUAAAUGGAAAGACAAAAAUUACUCCCAUGUUUUGAAACGCUUU
This is a messenger RNA of Carlito syrichta (Philippine tarsier), 689 nucleotides long. RefSeq names its product retinol binding protein 2 (gene RBP2). The transcript is spliced from 4 exons. Lineage: Eukaryota; Metazoa; Chordata; Mammalia; Primates; Tarsiidae. Gene Ontology annotation, cellular component: cytosol; nucleus. Gene Ontology annotation, molecular function: fatty acid binding. Gene Ontology annotation, biological process: fatty acid transport. The record is from RefSeq and is a predicted model, not a curated record. Bases 58 to 462 code for a protein of 134 amino acids.